UUUGGUAUAUUAAUACCCUUUAAUUCAUAGCUUCCACCACCCUUUUUGUUUCCCUUCCCUUACUUUUCCUUUAAUCCCCCCCCUUUUUCAUUUUCUGGGCAUUUAAAGUGGUGUGUUGAUCCUCUGGAUUUCUUGUGCAGUUACUUAAUUAUAUUUAUAGCAUAAUAUUGCAUAAAUUCAUAAUUAUAGCUUAGGUAAUUUAUUCUUAAGGUAUACUGUUAGUUAAAACUCAUUUAAAAGUUGUUUGUUCAUUUUAUUGAGUUUAAUAAAUACCCUUUAUCAAACACCCCCCCACUUCCCUUUCCCUUAAAUCCUCCACCCCCCCUUAAUUCCAGCUUAUAAUACUUACCUGAAAAUAAAAAUAAAUAAAUAAUAAUUAAUACGUGUAAUAAUAAUAAUAGGUUAAGUUAAUUGGUGGAUUGUAGUUAUAUUGCACUGUACGUGCACUGUUUAAAAAAAAAGAGUUGGUAAAUUCAUAAUUAGGUCACACUUGCAUUUGGUAUGUUGUAUAAUUGUUGUUAUUUGGUCUUUACAAAUAUGCCACCCAAGAAAGCUCAGCAGAAAAAAGGGGUGCGUGUUGUGAAGCAGACUACAAAGCGCCCGCCAAUUCAGCAGGACAUGUCUUAUGACGAUGAUGAGGAUUUGGGGACCAUCCGUGCAUUAGUAGCUAGAGUUGAGGCGCUGGAAAAGGAACGCAGGCAGCCGCUGGACGUUGAUGCGGGUACAAGUACCGCUACAGCAGGUAAGAAAUCUGCACGGUUGGCUUCUAAAGUGCCUAAAAAUCGUACUCUUGCUGAUUUGGUUUCCAGGAUUGGUGUUCUUGAAGCUGCAGUACCCAUUGAAGAGCCCUUAGCAGCUGGGUCGCCAGCUGCUUUGCCUGCGGUUCCAGAUACCAUCUCUUCUCCUGCGGUUCCAGUCAUACCUGCUGUUGGGCCUCUUCAAGCGCCACUGCUGUUUUCGCCACCGGCGGCCACGGCUCUGCCUGCGGGAGCUUCGGGGUUUGUCGCACCCCCAGUGGUUGCCUCUCCGGCUGCUUAUGCAGGUUUGUUGAGCCUUUCAGUCCCCGUGAGGAUCGUACUGUGUGGCCACUCUAUCUUGUUUUGGGUGCACCGGCGUGCCUCUUCGUCGAUACCUGGAACACAGCUGCAGCUUUCGGCCGUAGCUACAGUUCGAUGGGAAGCCCGGAGGGGCAUGUUAUGGGAUGCGCUGUUGCCAUCAGUUUGCCGGAUUAUGUCUUCGGCGGAUCAGCCUCAUGUAUUGUUGAUUCAUUUGGGGGAAAAUGACUUGGUGCAGCGUCCAGGGAUGGACCUGCUUAUCAAGGUCACUCGAGAUCUCACGUGGCAUAUUAGUUCAUUUCCCAACCUCCUACUGGUUUGGUCGGAUAUGUUAGUUAGGAGGGUGUGGAGGGGUGCUUUUCAUCCUAAUAGGAUCGACAGAUCCAGGAAAUGGGUGAAUAGGAAAGUCAGGGCUCUGGUCUUAUCUCUUGGAGGGGCAUAUAUUCCUCAUGAUAGGAUUAGGUUCCAUGUCCCACAAUUGUUUCGGGAUGAUGGGGUCCAUCUUUCCGAACAGGGGUGUGAUUUGUUUUUAGAGGAUUUGAUGCUGGAAUUAAGGGGUUUGUUAAAUUCUUUGGGUUGAGUGGACCAAGCUUUAGCUGAUCCACUCUGUGGCAUAGAAUUCGGGCAGGUGAGGUAUUUGGGGGAUAAAUUGAGGUGUUUAAGGCAUUCUCGAAAAGGGGCACUGCUUAGGGAACCAUCAGAGCUUCAUGUCUGGGGGGGAUCUGGGUAGUGUCCUUGUGGAACCGGCUUGCGCAUCAUGGUGAAUGCUUGUACGGCGGGGCCAUGGUGUGGAGGUUGGAACCACAUAACUGGCUCUAAGAGCAAGGAGGGAGGAAUGCACCCAUGUCCUUGACUCUGGAGUUACAGACUGAGGAGAGUUGUUGCCUUUAGAAGGUGAGGGUAUAAUCCCUCAUAGUUAGGCAUAGCCUCACCUGCCCGAAGUAUUUUAAUCUGAUAAU
Messenger RNA from Rhineura floridana, 2014 nucleotides. RefSeq lists its product as uncharacterized. The coding region runs from base 502 to 1635 and encodes 377 amino acids. NCBI's taxonomy places the organism in Eukaryota, Metazoa, Chordata, Lepidosauria, Squamata, Rhineuridae. The transcript has 2 exons. The record is from RefSeq and is a predicted model, not a curated record.